AAGCUUCAGAGAAAGAGGAUUCUUUAAUAAAGAAAGGAUCUGUCUUGGAGAUUUAACUUUCUUAAAUCCUUCAAAUCCCUUUGCCUAAUGCAGUAAUAUUCCAAAAUUUUAUGACAGUUUUCACUUCAUGUGUAUUAGGAACAAGUAACUGUCAUCUCUAACUGACAGAAUGGACACUCAUUCCUUCUGGAACUGGCAUACUGGGGCACUGUAAAUUUGCUCUCUGAAAUAUUUUCAAGUUUAGGAGUUCUGUUAUAAAUGUUCCCAUUAAUUUACAUGUGGUAUCAUUUUUUUUCCCUUAAUGGUGUCUGUAGGUACAAAAAGGCAGUGAGAUGUAUUUACUAAACUGUUACCUUCCCAGUUAGUGAAUUGCUUAGCACAGAUGCUUUCUUUCAUAAGUACUGUCAUUAAAUGCAUGAAACUAUUGAUCUAAACUGCUUUCCUGGGAGGCUGCUCCUUAUAAAGAGCAGAGUCGGGUCUCUUUUUGGCUGCAAACUGGGCUGAAUUUCAUAAUAAAACUUUCAUCAUAAAACAAAAAAAAAAUCAAGACUCCAAACAACAAUAACCUCCCUAUGAUACAUCAAUGACUAAAUCUCUGAGAGAGCUGGCUUUAAUUUUUCUUACAAGGGAAAAAAAAACAAAAAGAGAGAGUAGGAAGGAUGCAGUGUUUCUUGUAAGGGACUCCUUUUUGAAGAGAUCAUGCUAAAAAGGCUGCUAAAGGGAUCUCUUGCUGCUGUGAUUUGUAGAAAGGAGCUCUCUUAAUUAUAGUCGGAGUUUAUUGCAUCUCUCCCUCUCUCUCCCCCGCUCUGUCGUCUGUCCCCCCCCCAAUGUGUGUGUAUGCAGAGCGCUAGGGAAAGCUGGCAGCACUACCUGAAUAGCUAUUGAAAGAGUGAGACUUCUCAGUUCCUGCUUCAUUACUGGGUAGCCGCUAUUCCAGUGUGUGAGAGCGCCUAACUGCAUUCUCCCAUCGAAAAGCCCUUGGUUUCAUUUUCCUUCACCAAUACUUCAAGGCACAGAGGAGCUGGUAAAGGCAUUGCCAUGAAACCGAACUUGAAGCAGUGGAAACAACUCAUGCUGUUUGGGAUCUUUGCAUGGGGUCUGCUUUUCCUGGUGAUAUUCAUCUAUUUCACAGAUAGCAACACUGCUGAACCGGUUCCCAGUUCCUUUUCUUACAUUGAAACUAAGAGGCUUCUGCCCCUUCAGGGCAAGCAGAGAGUCAUCAUGGGAGCCAUACAUGAUCCAUCAUUCUCUGAAACCAUCGACGGGAACGAGGUACUUCUUAAUGAAGAUCUCUUAGGUACAUUUAAAUCGGGGACUGGAAGUAUUAAGAAAUGGACUGAUUUGGAAGAUGCCUUUAGGAAUGAAGAUGAACUUUUUCCAUCCCAGGUAGGAAGAAAAUCAAAAAGCGCUUUCUACCAAGUGAAUGACGAUUAUUUAUUUGCUGCUGGUCAGCCUCGGCCACACAACCACCUACAAGAGAUAGCAAAAUUCAUCUCAGCUGAUGAGGAUAAUCCAAAAGUAAAUAUUUUACAGAACAACUGGAGCCAUCAGAGAAGAAUGAGGAGGAGGAGCAUAAAGCAUAGGAGAAGCCAGCUGCUUGACGAAUCUGAUGACUGGGAUGGGCUAUAUCCCACAAUGUCGAAAUCCUUUCUUUACAAGCUUUGGAAAGGGGAUGUCUCUUCCAAGAUGCUAAACCCUCGACUGCAGAAGGCGAUGAAAGAUUAUUUGAGCACCAAUAAGCAUGGGGUGCGGUUCAAGGGGAAACGAAACUCCAAGUUGACAGGAGACCAGCUAUUCUGCGAGCUAAAAGAAAGGGUGAAUGUGAAAACAAUAGAUGGCAAGGAGGCUCCCUUCUCCACUCUUGGAUGGGAAAAGCACGUUCCCCAAAUUCCACUGGGCAAAUUGUAUACACAUGGUUUUGGGAGCUGUGCCGUAGUUAUGUCUGCUGGUGCAAUACUGAACUCCUCUCUAGGGGAUGAAAUAGAUUCUCACGAUGCUGUUCUAAGAUUUAAUUCUGCUCCAACACGUGGCUAUGAAAAAGAUGUUGGAAAUAAAACAACCAUGCGGAUCAUUAACUCUCAGAUUCUCACCAACCCAAACCAUCACUUUGUUGACAGCUCCUUGUACAAAGAUGUUAUCUUAGUAGCCUGGGAUCCUGCCCCCUACUCUGCAAAUCUGAACGUGUGGUAUAAGAAGCCAGACUACAAUCUGUUCACUCCCUAUGUACAGCAUCGCAGGAAGAAUCCAAACCAGCCUUUUUACAUUCUCCAUCCAAAGUUUAUAUGGCAGCUCUGGGACAUCAUUCAGGAGAACACUAAAGAGAAGAUACAGCCCAACCCUCCUUCUUCAGGUUUUAUUGGUAUCCUCAUCAUGAUGUCCAUGUGUAACGAAGUGCACGUGUACGAAUACAUCCCUUCAGUCCGACAGACCGACUUAUGUCACUACCAUGAACUCUACUACGAUGCAGCUUGUACCUUAGGGGCCUACCACCCUCUGCUCUACGAGAAGCUGUUGGUGCAGAGGAUGAACAAAGGUUUGCAGGAUGAUCUGUAUCGGAAGGGGAAAGUCAUUUUGCCAGGGUUCAAAGCUGUCAAGUGCCCCGAACGAAAUAGUUUCCCACACUUGUAGAAGAGAGUCCUUCAGAAACAAUGUGCAAUAAGGUACUACUGUCGUACUAUAAAAAAGGAGAGAAUACUUGAAAAAUGUAUCUUAGACCAAUCUAGUCUUGAGUCUAUAAAUUGUAAUUAAGUAGCAGGCAUGAGAAAUGCUUCUUUUCUGAGCCUGAGUAUUUAUUACUGCUUUGCAAAUAGUUAAAGAGAAAAAAAAAAGGCUUAGCUCAUGAAAGGUGCAAAGGACAUACUUAGGCAGAAAUAUAAUGUAUUGUUGUGGGUGUGACUGUCAGAAUUUGUCGGUGGUCUCUUAUGCCACAUAUGCUAGACUGUAACUUUUUUUUAAUGAACUUAUUUAACUGUCAAACCUGGCAUUGUGAAACAGCCUCUAUUGUUCAUGUACAGAGCAGCCAGUUGAACAAUGCAGCAUUUCUCAUGGCUCCAUGGGAUUUUCACACUCUCCAAGAAUGAAGUAAUCGCUACUCCGAGCUGUGCAGUCAUUGACUAGCGCAGGCUUUUAAUUCCUGCUCAUAGGCAGCCCCAGUUACAGGCCUCCAACUGUACAGGGGGCCUUAUGGUGGCUGUGAAGUCAGUGCAGAUGGAGAUGGCUGUACACACAGCUAAACCAGUAAAGCUACUGGAUAUACUUUUGAUAUCAGACCCCCGUGCUCACACUGACUGCACAGGGCAGAGGGAAAAGAGAAAUGUCUCAUUUCUUUAGAGAGCAACUAACAUAUUCGUAACCCAUUCAGGAAAAAAACCUCUCCCUGGGAGGCCUAUCAAGAGGGUGUAAGUGAGAUGGAAAUGGUGCCUUCCCCUGGUCUGCACAGAUAAAGAUGAUCCAGAGAAAGGCAAGGGAGGCCGUGCAGCACUCGCACGUCUCGCUGAAAGCCAGCGUAGAGGGAGCUCACCUUCCUGCAGCAAAGGUAUCGUUUAGGAUUACAGACAUCAUUUGUUAGGUAUUUCACUGGGAUCCAAAUCAAACUCACUUGUUCACAAGUUGCUGCUGUUAAGAAAGUAUAAGGAGUUUUCUGACAAAAGAAGAGCAUUGCAGCAUUUUUUAUUUAACUUUUGAAAGACCAUGCCCCAGAGAGGCUGUAAUGUCUGCAAGAAACCUGACUACAGAUUGCAUAUGGAGUUAAUUCGAUAUUUUCCUUCAUAACACAGAAUGAGAAUAUUCUCUAAGGCACUUCUAAAAAUCUGCCUGGUUGCUAAUAUAUUUAAAGCAUUAUUUUUCAUGGCAAGACUUGAGUUUCAGAUUUUCUGAGUGGCAGGAGGUUAAUGUUUUGGGGUGGUUUUUUUCGCCCUUUCUCUUAGGGUAAGGUCAGCAGCAACAUAUGUACCCAAAAGCACAGCUAUAUCCUCGUCAUGUCCAUUCAGUGGAAAGGCAGGCAGCUCAAAGAGACACUGAAAAAAAUAGCUGAGUGAUUGUGGUGGAAAGUAUUUUUUGUGUUUUGUCUUAAGCAACAGAAAGGCAGCUGAAGAGUGCACACAAUAUUAAUGACUAUUUCCUCUUCAAUAGUAAUGUAAGUAUAAUCACAGAAUCCUUUUUCUGUCACUGCGCUCUUUGGGUCUGAUGAUUUUCCUUCCUCAAAAGUGGAGAAUAUGUGUCUUACAUAGGGCUUCACCAUCUUUUCCCAUGUAGUCUCUUGAUUUGGGCUUCAUGAUCCUCUUAAGAUUCCUUUUGUUGACAGAAAGUAUGUCCAGAUGAUCUAAAAACUGUACUUCUGUAUUGUGUGGAUAGUUAUGUCCAUAAAUCAUUUUGGUACAUGUCAAAAUGAGUAGGUUUUACUCAUAUUAGCCUUAGACUCUGCAUAUAUUACAUACUGAUUUCUUUUUAAUGUUAUGUAUGGUGGCAACUUUAUUCUUAAAAUUAAUAACACUGGUUUUUAAUCGUGUGGAGAGUAGAUAAUUUACAUAGAACUAAUCUGUUUUUCCAUACGUUUGGUACCCUGUUUGCAAAACGUUUGAACAGUGCAAUCAAACAUGUCUGUCUUUCCCGUACGCUGGGUUAGCUACCACAUGUUUGUAAAGGAAGGGAGUUGACUGGCUUUCGAGGACUAGUGAAUACACUACUUUUCCAUAAGCUGUAAAUUCUAAAGUUCUGAAAAGAAAAAAAAAAAGCAUAUCACACUGACUGGUCUGCAGCCGCUAAUCUUUGAUUCUCACGAAGAACAAAAAUACUAACUGCAUUACUCAACUACCCACAGCAGGAUUAUGUUGUAUUGUUCUCUCAGUAAUUUGUCAGAAUAACCAACAUAGCUGUUGUACAGAACGAGGCAAAUGAUAAAGUUUCAUGUAACGAGUGCUAAGCAUACCUGCUCUAAUACAUCAUUUAAAUAACAAUGCAGAACCAGGUCUGAGAUGUUGUAAAAUGAACUGUGUAUUUUUAAUCUACGGGACUGUGCGCAUUCAAGGCCUUCUGGCAUAAAUUUUUUCUUUGCCGUAUCCUGAUUUAUACGGCAGUCAGAGCUCCUUCCACAAGUGCAAACGUGGGUGCUGUAGCACCACCACCUCAGUAGAAGCUGCUGAGCUGUCCUGCAAAUGCUUGCUUGCUCACAGAGGAGGAAGACCAACUUGGGAUGCCCAUCUUGAAAAAAAAACUAAGCAUCCCUGGCGUGACUUUCCAACACUUGUUUCCACUGUGAUGUUUCACUGAUCUGCCUGCUCAAACAUUUUGUGGCUGCUUAAAGAGAUUUUACUCCCCUACUUUGUCUUGUCCGCCUUCAGUUUUUGACACAAGUAAGCAUAGCCUGAGUUGGUAACUGAGGGCUCACGUCCACUUGCUGCAAGAAGGGAAGGGGCAGAAGUAAAGAGGGAACAUAAAGGACUUGCGGAGGUGCUCCCCUCACCACUGCUUACACUCUGUGGCAUUGGCAUUGGUGGCUUUUAUAAGAACCCACCAAGUAUUCUUUGCGUUUGUGGGCAUUUCCCCAUCUCUGGUGAGGGCAGAGAGAUCUUCAAAAAGAAGAUCUAUAUUUUACAUUCAGUAAAUUUAAAACAGCGAGUGAGUGUCUAGUAGCACCGAACCAUGUAUCUUAAUAAUAAUAACGCGGGAGAGUGCUGGGUUUAGAUAUGUAUAUUAAAUGCAGGCAAUGUGAAAGGAAAUGCAUUUUCCCACCCAGCCAGUGGGAAAAGAUACAGCCGUGGCUUCGUAGCUCUCCCAUGUGCCUGUCGCGCCCUGACGGAGUGGAACAGCACCGUCGAUGAGAGGUUUGCCCAAACCUGGCCCUUGAAGUGCAUCAUCAGCCGAGCAAAUGUCUCUGCUGGUGAACUCCCUUCACACUUGUUGCUGCGAUGCAGGUUUUAAAUUUACGGAGUUUUACCGACAAGUAGGAGUAAGUUGCCUUCAAAAGCUGUUGAGCUUCAUUUCUGUGCCCUGGUGCUGUGGACAACAGUUGCACUUAGCUGAAACAAACCAGAAACACAGCAGCAGCCUAAGGAAAUGUGCUGAGUUUAUGCUGAAUUUCAUUAUGCUCUUUUUUCCACUGUGAAUUCCGUAGCUUUUCUGACUUGCGGUGCUCUAUCAUUUUACGCAUUCAGCCUUUGGAUGGUCAAAUCAAGGUAUUCUUCUGUUUAUUCAUGAAAAAAAAAUACGUAAGAUUUUGCCUCAUUUUGAGCCAAAAACUUUUUUGCUAGAAAAAAAAUUAUUAAUUGUUUCAUUCUUUAUGGUUCUAGAGCUUUUAGUCUAACGUUUACCUGAGCAUAAACUCACAGCUCAGUCAUUCAUUCCUUGGAUUAAACUGCUUCAUCUUCUUUUUUGACCUUGCUGUGCAAUUUCAUGCUGUUCAAACUCUGGUAGUGUCAGUGAAAUUGCAAUGAUAUAAGAAAUACGUACCUUUUUAGAGAGAGGGGGUGAUUUAUACACUCUAAUCUAUGCUCUCUCUGUACAAAUUUAGCUAAAUCAUGGCAUGUUGUUGGUCAGAACACUUUCUUUGGUGAAAACAUCCAAAUUCUGAACUUGUUGCUGUAGAUCUCUUGCCAAAGUCAGCAAAACCAAGACAGGUUUUUUUUCUUAAAUGAAGACAAGUGUCUACACUCAAUGGUUGCACAGACUGAACACAGUCAUUUUAGAGACAGAUUGAAUUAAACAGGAGUUCAAAAGAUGUGUAGACCAAUCCAAUCCGUAGUGUAUUUUUUUUUCUUUUUCAUUUCCUUUUUCUUUAGCAGUUUUUAAGGAUGGAAAAGGCCUUUUGAACCGUGACACAGAUGUACCAUGAAAUGAAUAUUAAAUGCAUUGACUGCAAAAAUUAAUGGCUACUAUCUUUCCCUUUAUGCUCGCUAAAGUUGAUGCUUAUUGAAUGAAUUAAAUUGUAUUUUGAAGUAGGUAAUUCAGAAGACUGUUAUUAGAAAACAUCUGAAUCUUUCCUGGGAGCUCUCCUCUCACACACAAGGAGGAUACCUGAUUUAACUGUUUGAAAUUUAAAGUAGCCCGCGUCUGGGUGUACCUGAAUCAGUGAAUGAAUUUUGACACUGCAAAUUUUCUUCUCUCUGGCUUAGUGAUCAGAUUCAGAGUUUUGUUCUUGAAAUAAGAGUUGUGUGUAAAAGCCUUACAUGUAUCCAUACCAUCUCAUCACUCUUAUAAUACAUAGUCAUUGAACUAUUCAAAUAUAGACUGUGUACUUUUUUAAUAGCUUUGAGAAUUAUUUUGUAUGAUGAUUUUUUUAAAUGAAUGUGUACUCUAAUAACAAAGCUUAAGAUUUUACAGGAGUCACAUUUUUAA
Messenger RNA from Chroicocephalus ridibundus (black-headed gull), 7332 nucleotides. RefSeq names its product ST6 beta-galactoside alpha-2,6-sialyltransferase 2 (gene ST6GAL2). Lineage: Eukaryota; Metazoa; Chordata; Aves; Charadriiformes; Laridae. The coding region runs from base 1039 to 2628 and encodes 529 amino acids. Gene Ontology annotation, biological process: sialylation. The transcript has 6 exons. The record is from RefSeq and is a predicted model, not a curated record. Gene Ontology annotation, cellular component: Golgi apparatus. Gene Ontology annotation, molecular function: beta-galactoside alpha-2,6-sialyltransferase activity.